GAAAAUCGAAAUCAAACAAAACAUAAAAUUAAAUUAAACGCAUAAAAACAAACGACAUUCUGUGCUUAAUCCCAUUCGUAGCAGCAAAAUCCACGCCUGUCAUUUCACGAGGAUUAAGACAUCACAGACGAGUGGCAGUCGCAUAGGCGCUUACAGCAAAGGUGCCUGUGUCUUCGCAGCGCAGGAUAACGACAAGCACACACACACGCACAUAUGCGCACAAAUACAUUUAUAGACAGACGCGCCUUCGAUUUGGUGAGCGGCAAUUGCUCGCUUGUCACAAGAGACCAACAGUAGAGCGGCGCUGUAGCGAGAGAAGCGAGGGUGCAGGCGGUGGAUGCAACUUUCGACAAAAGUUGAAGCUGCAAAGAUUUUUGGUUAUUUACGAAUUUUGUUGAUUUGUUGAUUUCGAGGAUUGAAAGUUGUGGCAUUAGCAAAUCAGGGCAAGAGACGACACGACGACACAACGAAGGCGCCAACACAAUUGUGAACAAGCGUAAAAAGGAGCAAGAAAAAAGUCAACACAAUCAAAAGAAGUGAUAAAACACAAGCAGCAAGUGAGUGUAGGAAAAAAAGAAGCAGCAGCGAGGAGAGCGAAAACGAUUGWCAUAAGAAAGAGAAAGAGAGAGAGUGCGAAGUUAAGGGACGCCAGCGGUGGUUUUGUGGGUGGAAAGUUUGCGCAACAAACGAAAACCGAGCCACUGUGGCUGCCAGCCAGCAACAGUAGUUGAAUUUGCGGCCGAGGACAAACACAAUUGAGUUGGCGUUAGCGCAAUUGUUGUUGUAGUUGAAGGCUCCAGCACUAAAAUCAAAUAAUCAAAGCAAACAUUGAGGCUGUAAUAACAAGACAAGCUGGAGGACACGAGCGCCAGCUGCAGCAACAGCCGCUACACGCCAGCAUAAUAGUAAAACUAGCAGCAGCAACAACAGCAAUAAGCCAACAACAGCUACAACAAUGUUGGCUACUGAAGCAGCGCCGAAAGAUGAGCAGCGGCAAAGAUCAAAGCAUUAAAUAGCCAAAGAAGUUGCAGGCACGAGCCAUAGAGCAGCAGUUUGAACACAAAAAAGCAAAAGAAGAAGAAGCGGAGGAUUAAGUAGUGACUCCACAAAAAGAAAAACAACAAACUGGCUUGCGGCACAAAAAUACAAGCCGCGUGCAGCGUGGCGGCGAACGAGACGGCAGUGCAGCGGCAGGCGAGAGGCCAGCACAACCGGCAGACGAACGCUAUUGCAGCAACAAUAACAAAAACAGGCACAACAAACAAUUUGUGUAGUAUUAGAGCAACAGCAAAGGCAGCAGCGGCGGCGACAGACGCGUAUGCAAUCAAGGAGCACAGAAGAAUGUGUACGAAGACUGUUGAGUCGCAACAGCAGCAGCGCCACAAAUGCACGGAUGAGCAAUGCGAUGACAGGAGUGACAACAAAAACCGACUACGACAACAACAGCAACAGCUGCAACAGCACAAUGCCAAUGACUGCGACGUGGAAGUUGUUCAAGAGCAAAAAGCCAAACGAGCACACAAAACACUCGUGCGCGAAACGUUGCUGCUGCGACAGCAACAACGAACACAGCAGCAGCAGCAGCUGGAGUCAACGCCAGAASGAGGGCUGGCGCGUGACAAAAGGCUAUGGCAGUCAAUGUGCGGCCGCGGCAGUGGCAGCGGCACACGCUGUCGUCGUGCAGGAAUCAAGUGGAAAAUUAUAAUAUCAACAAUAAUUUUGCUAUUAUGCCGCACAAGUCACGUGCUCGCCAUACGAAAGGGUCGUCUCAUGUCCCCGAGCUCAUUCACUGCCCUAAGCGGAGAUCUACACGUACAGAUACAAUUCAGCGGCGAAGAUGUGGCAGUCGGCAAUGCUGUUGGGGGCGUGGCUGGAGUUGGGGCCAAAGAUGGCGUUGAAGUGGCGGCUGAUGAAGCAAACGUGCGGAGUACAACAACAACAACGUCAACCACUGAGGGCAAGACAAUGACGACAACGUCGUCUACGACAUCACGCACGACACAGCCAUUAGAUGGGUUGGAUUUCCGUCAAGUGGGUGUCGGCGGCGGCGGUAUGGGCGUCGUGGAGAAUACCAUUACAAGCACUUUGGUAAUUAGUAAAAUCAUUGACGAUUUUGUGGAUGCAAUGAAUGCGGCGUCGGGUAAUGAUACAGCGCGUGCAUAUGUGGAGCAUGCAUGGUUCAAUAGCAGCUUAACGAGCAGUUCGAGUGCGGAAGUGACGACGCCAGCARCGUCCAAUGAUACCCACAAUCAGUCGGCGCGUCCAACCAAAGUGUUGCAGCGGCGCCGCAAAGAAAUCGUGCAGAAUAUACCGGUCUUCCCCGAUCCGCGCCAUAACGUCACACAAAUUUCGGUACCCUGUCAGACUUUUACACGUGGCGGCCUGUACGAAAUGCAGGUGGUAACCAAUUUAAAGACUACCAAGSCAGUUGUUGCGGCGAAUGCCAGCGCUCACGAGCCACUGCCCACAAUGACCACCACCACCCUGAUGCCGGUAAUCGAUGAGCGUUUGCGUCAGACUCUGGACGUGCGAUGGCCAAGCGCCGACAUGCAAGUGACGCCGACACGCUUGCGCACCUACCCCGAACAAUCGGUCGAGGUCGUGCUACGCUUUCCCGAAGUCAAUUGUGAGCGCGCUUGGCACGAGAGUAACUCGCUGGAUUUACCGCAAUUUUGGUUGGAGCUCAUCUAUUGCGGUAAACAACGCAGCUGCAGCGACGUGUCACCACAAAAUGUCAGCAAAUCGAGUAUCUUAUAUAUGGAGCAAGUACGCGGCUACCCGAAGCAUAAGCUUGUGCAAUUGGGUUGCGAGCUCUUCGGUUUGGCCGGCAAUUAUGCGGUGCAGUUGCGUCCGAUGGUGCCGGCGCCGAAUGUGCCCAUCACACGUCGCUUUCUCAGCGUCGAUUGGAGCGAUAAAUUUGUGUUUAAUGUGUAUGCGCGGAGCAUCUUUCCUUGCGAUCCGCAUACGGGCAUCGGUGUGUUGUACGAGUAUCCAGCUUGUAUUCUGGAGCAGGGUGAUCGCGUGCGCGUUUUUGCAAAGUUGCGCGCUGAUGUGGCAUCGCUGAAACCGCCCACCACGCUGCACUAUGUCGCCGAGCAGCGUGUAGUGAAGAGUCAUCAUUCGCUUUACUUCAGCUGUGACCUAUUCACCGAGAAGUUCGUCGAGUACUGCUUCGUCUAUGUGAGUCAAGCCAUAUCGGGUGCGGUAGCGGACGUGCGAAUGGAUUGUGUGCCCACAUUGCCUGUUAGUGACUCCGACACUGGCGGCUGGGGACCRUGGAGCGAAUGGACCCCAUGCUCGACGAAUUGUCUGGGUGGCACGCGUAAUCGUUAUCGAUUUUGUGACUCACCCCCACCGCGUUAUGGCGCUAAAUUCUGUGAGGGCCCCUCAGUGCAGACCGAAAAAUGUGGCAAUGCCAUCGCCGAUACUUGGGACUGUAUUUACGAAAGCAGCGGCGCCACCUUUACUGCCGCUAAUCGCACCGAGGUCAGCCAAGAGAUUGGGCCCGGCUGUCGCUGUGGAUGUAUUGUACAUUUGGGCUCGUCAAAGCCGAAGCGCAUUUUGGCAGGCGCCACACAAAGCUGUCCGGGACGCUCGUUUUGGCUUAUACAGGUGGAUGGCGAGGAGAAUAUUGCGCUGAGUUUGAACUUUUUGCGCUUGCCCUGUCCGGCGCAGUACAUCAAAGUACGUGACGGUCCGUCGCUCUCAUCGACGUUGCUCAUUGAAUUGAACGGCGGAAGUAAUUUAAAUAUGCCAGCACAAAUAGAAUCGAGUGGCGCGCAAUUGUUGCUGGAGUUCUAUGCGGGCGAAGCGAGCGAUAUGCAAGCGUCCGCCAACGGCCAGAGCAACAACAACAGCAGCAACAAUACGGUGGCGGGCAGCGUUAGUGCCGCUUGCACCGGUGGCUUUUUAGCGAAUGUCGAACAAAUUG
Bactrocera latifrons is the source of this 3931-nucleotide messenger RNA. RefSeq lists its product as uncharacterized. Gene Ontology annotation, cellular component: cell periphery. The record is from RefSeq and is a predicted model, not a curated record. The transcript has 6 exons. Lineage: Eukaryota; Metazoa; Arthropoda; Insecta; Diptera; Tephritidae. The annotation marks the transcript as partial.